CUUGAGAAAGCGUCAUUAGAAACUUGAUUUUCUUCAUCCUUUUAUUUUAUCUUAUGGUUUACAUGGAAUGAGCCAGGAUGGACUUUACAGAGCACCUACAACCAGAGCUGGUGGACAUGAUUUUGUCAUAUCUGUCUCCCAAUGAGCUCAGCGUCUUCUCAAAGUGUAGUGUCAUGUGGAGGGAAGUGUCAAAUAAAGACAACCUUUGGUUGCACCACUGUAUGGUUCGAGGUUGGCUGAGGUUUGGUCUCAGUGGUGAACUAAGCACAGAGAAUCAUCUCAACAUCCAGAUGAAUGUAGCUGGCAACUCCCCAGUCUUCCAUCUCUAUGUGCCAGAAGAUUCCCGACUGUCUUCAUUGUGUAAGUGGAAGAACAUAUUUAUCCGAGUGAAACAUCUCCAUCAAAACUGGAGGAAGGGCAGGUACACAGUCUCCCCCAUGUUGAAGGGUCAUACCGAGAAAGUUACGGCAUUUGCAUGUAAUGGUCGCUGUGUAGUAACGGGGAGCGAGGACAAGUCACUGCGUAUGUGGGACAUGAGCACAGCUAGCUGUCUUCGAAAAAUGGAUGGUCACAUGGACACCAUCACCAAAAUCAUCUGGAAGGGCAACACAAUUAUCACAAGCUGCGCUGACAGUUCUAUACGAGUGAUUGACUCUAAUGAACUGAAGAUUCUGUUUUCCCUGCAAGGUCAUAGUGGCAGCGUUGACCAUUUGGCCCUGGUUGGCAAGGUGCUAGUUUCUGCUGCAACCGAUAGAACUGUAAGAUUAUGGUACUUGCCAGAAAGAAAGUUGAUACACAUUCUCAGAGGCCAUGAAGAUGAAAUAGAGUGUAUGUGUAGCCAUGGUCAGCAUGUAGUGACAGGAUCGUGGGACAACACCCUGGCAUUGUGGGAUAUUGAACAUGCGGAGAUUGCUCAUAUGUACGAGGGACACAGUGAAGCUGUUACAUGUUGCUGGUACAACGGUGAGAAGAUAGUAAGUGGAAGUGCGGACAGUGAUGUUCGGAUAUGGCAGAUUUCCCCACCAAAAUGUCUCCACAUCAUGCAGGGACACCAGGGGGAAGUGUAUUGUUUAACAGCGACUAAUUCUGUCAUAGCAUCAGGGUCUUCCGACAGCACAGUCAAAGUGUGGGGAUUCGAUGGUCGAUGUCGGCACACCCUCCAAGGUCAUCUAGGUGUGGUCCGCUGUCUCCACAUCUGCAAUGAGAGACUCGUUAGUGGAGGCGACCAGAAAAAAGUCAUUAUAUGGGACUAUAGGAAAGGGGAGCAAAUGAACAUUGUCCAUCGCCACCCAUCCCUGCUACACCAGAUGUGGGUCAGCGAAACGAAGCUGAUCACUGCGUCACCUGAGAGACCCGGAACUGUCUCUGUCAUCAGCUACUGGUAGCUCAAGACUUAACCCAUUAUAAGCUAUUGAAAGUCGGACACUUGACCCUGGAUCAAUCACUUUGGUUCAUCAAGGCAAUAACGCAGCCUUUGGGCAAAGACAGACCUUUAUAAACUCUCAAUCAACAACAACACUGGAACAGCGUUCGUCAUCAGCUACUGGAAGCAUGUGACUACACCAUUUCACUUGACUUGAAGCUAUCUAUCGGGUUGAACCAUAAUGCAGCCUAUGGGUGCAGACAGACCUUUAUAAAAUUUUAAACAACUACAACAACAACAACAGCAACCAUCGAACAUCAUCAGCUACACCAUCACAAUCGACCGGGAAGAUGGAGAAGCUGGUUGUGACCUUUUAGACUUGAAAUAAAUAAUUGCAUCAUCAAAUAAGAAAUUAUUAACUUGGCUAUUAAGACCUAUGACGGUAAUAUAUAUGCCACCAACUCUUUGACAGGAAAAAUCUGUCUUCUAUACUACUUGUAUAUCUUUUUUCUAAGAUGCUUCUAUAGUUAUUGGCGAAAAGGCUCAAUCAACCCAGCGGCCCAGCCAAUCUAAUAGUGCAGACUAGAAUUGUGGAGCUUAUGGUAAAACAAAUAUCUGUGUGUUUUGGGAUUUGAAAAAAGUUUUAUAUAGAAAAAUCAUUUACCGGGUAUUUUCUAGAAAAUUCAGUUUUGAAUUAUUAUGAUAACGGUGACAUAAAAAAUGUCAAGCUCUGAUGGACGUUUCAUGUGUGUCUCACCAAGACAGCUGUGUUUUUUGAAAUGUGUAAACACAAGUGUGUGAUUAAUGAUGUAAGUAAAUGAUGUAACGACAUACAUUUGAUGCCUAAGCUUGAGUUGAUUUUAUGUGGAUAAAUUUAUCCAGCUUUGGAGCAUUAUAGGUAGAAAUAUUUACUUUUUAACAGCAUUGCUUACAUGACUGUGAUAAUUAUGUUCUACAAAUCCUGUGAUUUUCAAAUGAUUACAUAUAUUGCAUUGUAAUAAGUAUCUAUGUUGCCCACAUACCUAUGUUUUUUAUUUGAACCCAUACUUCAAAUGUAUAUUUAAAAUUUAUUUGGUUUAAGUGGCCUGAAUAACUCACAGAUUUAGUUUUAUCAUUUAAAUAGGCAAAGUUAGUUUCUGUUUGUUUGUUUAGUGGAAGUUACCACUGUUCUUAAAGAAAACCCUACCUACUGACACACUGUCCGUCCAGCCAUUACAAACAUGUCUUUAAGUACAACAUUAUAAGGAAGUUGACAUCAUGUAUAUUACAUUAUGUUUUAGUUACACCAACCUUGGUAUCAUGUUUAUAACUGGCAUUAGAUGAAAUUUUAGUGUUCAUUUUGUGCCAAACAAACUCAGUUGCAUGCACAUGCAGCUUACAAACCUGCUAUAACAACGAAUUAUUCCAUUGUUGUAUUACAAUAUAAAAAAUGUUUUUAUGCAAAUUUGUUUUCUCGUUUAUUAAUAUUGAUAUGUUGAUUUGUUAUGUUUAUAUUUUUAUACCAAUAAUAUAAUUUGUUUUGUUUUUUCUAUAACAUAUUAUCUAAGUUGGUAACCUUAAAACACAUAUUGAUCAUUUUAGUUUCUAAUUUUCAGCCUUUUUGUUUUUCCGUAAAACUAAAGGGACAUUAUUAUGGAUAUUUAAAUUACUUUUUUUGUCAAUAAUUACCUUUCUUGUUGUAUUGUUACCAGACGUCUACAGAACUGGAAUACAGUUAUGGUUUCUAUAUAGUUAAGUAUAGAUUAGUUUGCUGACAACAAAUAACAGCAAUUCUGACAACCAUUGUAUGGCCAUGAGUUUAUGUCCAUGUCUGAGUCAUACGAAGUGUGCAAAUAUAUGUAUAAUAAAUAACAAACAUCACCAUCUCUGGUCAAAACAGCCACCUUUGGGUCUCACUCUGUUCCAGUAGUCUGGCAUAGGGGAUGAAAUUAAAUUAAAUGAAUUUAUUAACGAUGCAGAUCAUCUAUCAGAAAAUUGUUUGAUCAAUGUUUUUUUUUCAUAAUGUUCUCAUAAAAUGUCAAACAAAUCGUUUAUUCACAAAUGUAGACUUUGUGAUUAUAUUUUUAUAAAAUA
Messenger RNA from Mya arenaria, 3436 nucleotides. Its product is annotated as F-box/WD repeat-containing protein 7-like. Gene Ontology annotation, biological process: negative regulation of transcription by RNA polymerase II. Gene Ontology annotation, molecular function: protein binding. Gene Ontology annotation, cellular component: transcription repressor complex; nucleus. NCBI's taxonomy places the organism in Eukaryota, Metazoa, Mollusca, Bivalvia, Myida, Myidae. The transcript has 12 exons. The record is from RefSeq and is a predicted model, not a curated record. Bases 78 to 1385 code for a protein of 435 amino acids.